AAACAUACUACCAACUGAUACCAGGAACUUACUGGACACCGCCUUACACGUGUUACACUGCUGGGGGUAAUUCUUGUAGCAGCUGUUUAACUCACCCAAGUGCAGCGUAUUAUGUUAGCCCGAGUAAAUUAUCAGGUCAUUCAAACUUCUAUUCUCAUUAUGCAAGUUCUACGUCUUCGGUGUCUUCCCAACACUAUACUCAGGACUCUUCCAGUCAAAACAAAACUCGCAGACCUCGUAGGCCCUGGACUCGAGCGGUUUUUUCCAACCUGCAACGUAAGGGACUGGAGAAGAGAUUUCAAGUUCAAAAAUACUUAACUAAAACUGAUAGACACCAGCUCGCUUCAAUGUUAGGACUGUCCGAUAACCAAGURAAAGUUUGGUUUCAAAACCGAAGAAUGAAAUGGCGGCAAGAUGCUCGAGAAUCUGUUACUAGUACAAACACUGAAGGCGGAGAAUAGUGCGCAUGAGCUAUAAAUCAAUUCUCAUAAUCCUUUGAAGGGAGGUCUAGUACAUAUAUUUAAAUUAUUGAGUCGCAUCGUCCAUGCAUAACUCUUACAGACGGCUCACAAAUGUCAGCAACACGUGAAUGUUUUAAAUUAUGAUGUGUUAUCAUGCGACGAUUGUAUGAUAUAUUUAAGGCCUGGAUGUAAUAAUUACUACAAAUAAAGCUAUAUGAUAAMUCGAGACAACUGAAUAAAUAAGAAUAA
Exaiptasia diaphana is the source of this 710-nucleotide messenger RNA. Its product is annotated as H2.0-like homeobox protein. Lineage: Eukaryota; Metazoa; Cnidaria; Anthozoa; Actiniaria; Aiptasiidae. Gene Ontology annotation, molecular function: DNA binding; DNA-binding transcription factor activity, RNA polymerase II-specific. Gene Ontology annotation, biological process: regulation of transcription by RNA polymerase II. The record is from RefSeq and is a predicted model, not a curated record.